UUUCUUGUAUUUCUUUCUUUGACGGGACGCACAGCACAGACUCCCCAUGUCCUGGGAGACAAAUAUUCUUGGCUCAGCCAUGAAUAACUGUGUGCUCCUGGAGGAACUGCUGAUCAAGAAAUCCCAGCAGAAGAGAAGGACUUCACCCUCCAACUUUAAAGUGCGCUUCUUUGUCCUGACCAAAUCCAAGCUGGCUUACUACGAGCAUCGCCACGGGAAAAAAAGGACUUUAAAGGGUUCUGUGGAACUUUCCAGGAUUAAAUGUGUGGAAAUUGUGAAAAGUGACAUCAUCAUUCCCUGUCAGUACAAAUACCCUUUCCAGAUUGUCCAUGACAGCUACAUCCUCUACGUGUUUGCCCCCAACCGCGAGAGCCGGCAGAGAUGGGUCCUCACGCUGAAGGAAGAAACCAGAUACAACAACAGUUUGGCUUCAAAGUGUCAUCCAGACUUUUGGUUAGAUGGCAAGUGGAGAUGCUGUGCUCAGACAGAGAAGAUGGCAGUUGGCUGUGUGGUAUAUGACCCCACCAAAAACGCCUCAAAGAAACCUCUUCCUCCAAUUCCUGAAGAUAACUGGAAAUUGUUGCUGGACCCAAAGGAAGCUGUGGUCAUAGCCAUAUAUGACUAUGAAGCCCAGAACCCACAAGAGCUGACAUUACAAUAUAAUGAGGAAUAUUAUGUGAUUGACAGCUCUGAGGAACAUUGGUGGCUGAUUCAAGAUAAGAAUGGGCAUGAAGGCUACGUGCCAAGCAGCUACCUGGUGGAAAAAUCACCCGAGAAUCUGCAAGUUUAUGAGUGGUACAACAAGAACAUCAGCAGAAGCAAAGCAGAAACACUGCUCAGGGAUGAGGGUAGAGAAGGGGCCUUCAUGGUGAGAGAUUCGAGGCAGCCUGGCAUGUACACAGUCUCUGUUUUCACCAAAGCACUAAGCACGGACAACAAUCCUGUUAUAAAGCAUUAUCACAUCAAUAAGACAACUGACUUUCCCAAGCGAUACUACCUGGCAGAAAAGCACGUGUUUGACUCCAUCCCUGACCUCAUCAACUACCACCAGCACAAUGCAGCAGGUCUCGUGACACGGCUGCGAUACGCGGUCUCUUCCUGGAGGAAACAGGCUCCCAUCACCGCAGGGCUCAGCUACGGAAAAUUGGUCAUUAAUGCCUCUGAGCUCACCCGUGUGCAGGAGAUUGGCAGUGGUCAGUUUGGGGUGGUCUACCUUGGCUACUUGCUGGGCAAGACCAAAGUAGCCAUAAAGACCAUCCGUGAAGGAGCAAUGUCUGAGGAGGAUUUCAUCGAGGAAGCCAAAGUCUUGAUGAAGCUGUCUCACCCCAAGCUAGUCCAGCUUUAUGGUGUGUGCUUUGAGGAUGCUCCCAUCUGCCUGGUGUUCGAGUUCAUGGAGAAUGGCUGCUUGUCCGACUACCUCAGGAGCCAGCGGGGCAGCUUCUCCACGGAAACCCUGCUGGGGAUGUGCCUGGAUGUGUGUGAAGGAAUGGCUUAUCUGGAGCAAAACUCUGUCAUCCACAGAGACCUGGCUGCCAGGAACUGCCUGGUGGGGGAAUCCCACGUGGUCAAAGUGUCCGACUUUGGGAUGUCGAGGAUUGUCCUGGAUGAUCAGUACACCAGCUCCACAGGUACCAAGUUUCCAGUCAAGUGGUCUGCCCCAGAGGUUUUCUCCUACAGCAACUACAGCACCAAAUCUGACGUUUGGUCAUUUGGAGUGCUGAUGUGGGAGGUCUUCAGUGAAGGUAAAAUCCCCUAUGAGAAUCGCACCAAUGCAGAAGUGGUGGAAGAAAUCAACGCAGGAUUUCGGCUCUACAAACCCAAGCUGGCCUCCAAGACCAUUUAUGAGGUGAUGAGCCACUGCUGGAGGAUGGGGAAAGAUGAGCGGCCAUCCUUCUCUCUUCUGCUGUUUCAGCUGAGUGAAAUCUCUGAGUUUGAUGUGUAAUCAUGGCACUGUGUGCUCAGCACAGCUGAGUGUCCUGAGAAGAGAGAAGGCUGGAUUUUCCCCAACACAGCAUUAACAGGAAUCCUCUCACCAUGAACAUCUGCCAUAUGCCUGGGGAGGAGAGGGCAGAGGCUGGUACUUCCAGACAAACAAGAUAUCCCCAGGUCUUCCAGAGCUUAGACAGACACAGGCUUUGGUUUGGCCAAGAGUGUGGUUUGCAUCUUAAAACCAGAAGUGACUAUUGAGCAUGGAGUCCUGAACCACACAGUCCAGCAAGGGAGUUUCUCCCGAAGAAACAGCCUUAAAAUUAAGAGAUCUGAAAUUGCUGUUCUACUUCUGUGAACUCCCAAAUGAAGGUCUUCCCUGGAGGGAGAUUAAAACAAAGCUUUCUUUAAGUGAGCAGGAAUGUUUAGACAUUUCCCUGGAUCUCUAAUUCAGAGUGGGCUGGACCUGAAAGCUCUGAACAGGAAUAAGCCUGGGAGACACAGGCUGGAUUCAGUGGCUGCAUUUCUGAUGCUGGUAUUUCAAGGUGGUUUUGUUUUCCCUUUGCAUGAUUUUCCCCACAGCUGUGGCAUAACAGGAACAGGAUUUGGAUACCUGGUAAGGUGAAACAGUGUCUUUGUGUGCAUGUGAGUUUGUAAGGGAGGAAGAGAAAAAGAAAUGUAUAUGCUGAAGAGUCUUGAAAUUCUCUCAAAUUGCAUUGUACAGUGAGUGGGAAAAUGGGACUCUGAUGCAAAUGAAGACAUUCUUGGAGGGGGGAAAUCAAAGCUAAAUGUUUAUAUUGAUUUUUUCUUCAGUCUUUCUACAUCAGAAGAUUGAUAUGUGAUCUCCACCCAAUUUCUUUGAACAAAGUAUGGAGGACUGAGAAGUGCAGUGUGUUAUGUGUUCCCAGUCCAGGACUAGACAGAGCCCCAGGAUCUGAUUACCUGUGAAAGAUACAGGAAUCUACUCCUGAACACCAGUUCAGUAUUGGGAAUGAAGGAGCCAGAGGGCUCAGGAAGGAGUGAGGAGGAGAAAACAAGCAGAGUAUGUGCUCAGUCACCGCUGAUCAUGAGAAGAAUUUUCUCCUACAUUAAAAAGUAACAGAAUCACCACAAGUAAAGACUUCUCCAUCUCUUCUGUGAGCAAAGGCGGUGAACAAAGAAAAAGUCCAGUGUGAAUGGCCUGCCUGGGUUCUUCCUCCUCAAGGAAGUUCCACAUUUUGUGGUGACAGCAGAAGGUAUAAACAAAACCCAUUCCUGGUAUUUCAAUUAAAAUCUGCAAUUUGACUGCAAGACAGAGACACCAUUUUGACAUAACUGACUUCAAACCCAAAUGUGUGGGUGUUGGUGUCCUGCAGAACUUGUAAAUAAGAUCAGGACUUUUUGCUAAGCAUUAACAGUCACUAGGGAAGUCAAGAGGGCUCACAGAUAAUAUAUACAGAUAUGCAAUAAGUAUUUUUGAUGCUUCUCUCCUUGGGCAGGUGAGAAUACAACAGCACCUU
Poecile atricapillus (Black-capped chickadee) is the source of this 3425-nucleotide messenger RNA. RefSeq names its product IL2 inducible T cell kinase (gene ITK). The transcript has 17 exons. The coding region runs from base 47 to 1942 and encodes 631 amino acids. Lineage: Eukaryota; Metazoa; Chordata; Aves; Passeriformes; Paridae. Gene Ontology annotation, molecular function: non-membrane spanning protein tyrosine kinase activity; protein binding; ATP binding. The record is from RefSeq and is a predicted model, not a curated record. Gene Ontology annotation, biological process: T cell receptor signaling pathway; B cell receptor signaling pathway; NK T cell differentiation.